AUGAAAGCUGAAUGUGAUAUUGGCAAGUGCAGGGACUGUCCCCAGCGAGCCAGCCCUGCGAAGACACCGCCCGGACGCAGGGGGCGCUGCGGCCCAGCUCACUGCCCCGGAGCCGCGGGGAGCCCCGCGCCGCGGAGCCUGCUGGGACGUGUGGUUCGCGGCGCGCAGGCGCAGUACCGGGAGUCGAGGGGGGCGGUGGCCCGGGGCGUCCCCGCAGCGCGCCGGGGUGACCGUGGGUCCGAGCGCCGAGGGACCGCGCAGCCCUCUGCCUGCCCAGGAACCUGCUUUGGCCAAAAGGAGAGAAUGGCUGCUGGCUAUCUGCCCCCCCAGUCCCAGGAAUAUGUGACCUUUGAGGAUGUGGCUGUGGACUUCUCCCCGGAGGAGUGGGGGUUGCUGGACCCUGCCCAGAGGAACCUGUACAGAGAGGUGAUGCUGGAGAACUACAGGAACCUGAUCUCCCUGGCCUUGAAGAACCAAAGUCCUGAUACAGGGAUUGAGGAUGGCCCGUUUUCCCCAGCACACGCCCCCCAGGUCACCAGCCUUUGCCCAUGGACAGGGCGUUCACUCUCUCGACCAGUGGUACCCUUCCCCUUGGAGCAAGGAGAAGCCAUGUGGAGGGAGGAAGGAAGAAUUCCCCCAAGCUCCUGCUCAGAUUGGGAGACCAGGUGGAAAAGCCAAGAGCUGACUUACAGGAAGGUGGUUUUUGGGGAAGAGCUGUCUGGUGGUACGAAUGUCAUAAGGCUUACCAGAAAAGACUGGGAAUGUGGCCAGCUCGAGGAGGACCACAAAGACCCCCAGGGGCUUCCGAGGCCAGUGGCGUGCAUCCAGGUAGAGGCAGCUCCUCAGGAGAAAGCUACUGCUUGGCAUGAACUUGGGGAAAAUGGUCAUCUGAGCUCAGACCUUGUUUUAUCACAGAGAAGCUCCAUAGGAAGACACUUCCGUGACUGUGACCUAGAUAUUAAGAGUAUGAUGUCUGACUCGCUUGUAAACUUCCAUCAGAUGGGACAUGCAGAUCAGAGACCCAGUGGGAGUGGCAAGUGUGGAAAAGCCCUCAGCCAAAAUGGUCAUUUUACACAACAAGAAAGAACUCAAACAGAGGGGAAUACUCUGGCUUACGUGAAAAAUGGAAAAUCACUGAAUCGUAGUGUGGCUCUUACUAUACACAACAAAAUUCAUGUGGUGGAGAAGCCCUACGAAUGUCACCAGUGUGGGAAGGUGUUUAACCGGAGGCACUCCCUGAGUGAACAUCAGAGGAUUCACACGGGAGAGAAGCCCUACGAGUGUCAAGAAUGUGGGAGAGCCUUCACGCACAGCUCCACCCUCACUCGCCACCUGAGGACUCACACCGGGGAGAAGCCCUACACAUGCGGCAAGUGUGGGAAAGCCUUCAACAGGAUCUCGUCUCUGACUCAGCAUCAGAGGAUCCACACGGGGGAAAGGCCCUAUAAAUGCACAGACUGUGGGAAAUCCUUCUGCCAGAGCUCCUACCUGAUUUUGCACAAGAGAACGCACACUGGCGAGAAGCCCUAUGAAUGUAACGAAUGUGGGAAAGCCUUCAUCGAUCGGUCCUCUCUCAACCAGCACGAGCGAACUCACACCGGCGACAGCCCCUACGAAUGCGACCAGUGUGGAAGAGCCUUCAGCCAGAGGUCUUCCCUUGUGAGGCAUGAGAGAACUCACACUGGAGAGAAACCAUACAGCUGCAAUGAGUGUGGGAAAGCCUUCAGCCAGAGUUCCUCCCUAAUCACUCAUCAGAAAACCCACGCUAGUCAGAAAACCUAUAAAAUAAUUGACUGUGGAAAAGUGUUCUAUCGGACCAGCCACCUUAUUGGAUUUUAGUGAUUGCCUGCUAAAGUGUGAAGCACUUUUUAGCACUCUGCCACAUCAGUAUAGACCUUGAUUUGGUGUAAUGUAUUAGUUGAAAAGAAGAGGCUUACAGCACAUUCUUGAAAGAAUGCUCUGGGGUCUAGAACUGAGAAAGGGCCAUCGAGCUACACCCGAUGAGUUCCAUGCUCUUGGAAAAGAGGAAUGGGAUUUCGCUGAGAAUCAUCCCAUGUUUAGUUGCUGAAACAAAAGGUAUCCUGUUUCAGCUUUCAACUUCUCAUGUGAGUAUUCCGAAUUUUCCCCCAAUAUUCUUUUUCAGUAUUUUACUUCAGCAUUCUACUCUUUUUGGUCACUUAGCUAGACCCUAAUUUAUCUCACACACUACUUUGGCAAGGCCAAGAAUGUUUUCUAAGACAGCGCUUUAGAUUGAAGUAAAAAAAAUAAUAAUAAAGAAUGCAAAAUA
This is a messenger RNA of Galeopterus variegatus (Sunda flying lemur), 2287 nucleotides long. RefSeq names its product zinc finger protein 554 (gene ZNF554). The record is from RefSeq and is a predicted model, not a curated record. Gene Ontology annotation, molecular function: DNA-binding transcription repressor activity, RNA polymerase II-specific; protein binding. Gene Ontology annotation, biological process: negative regulation of transcription by RNA polymerase II. Lineage: Eukaryota; Metazoa; Chordata; Mammalia; Dermoptera; Cynocephalidae.